Molecule: messenger RNA, 537 nt
Organism: Arctia plantaginis
Lineage: Eukaryota; Metazoa; Arthropoda; Insecta; Lepidoptera; Erebidae
Source: the annotation of a GenBank genome assembly
AUGCAAGCGGAUAAUACCCCAUCAACUCCACAAAGACAUCAAAAUAUCGACGUUGAACGUGGUGCCUAUUCCGAAUCUGACAUCCCACAACCGGCCCCUCAAACCCAACAACACUGCCGUCGAUCAGCAUCUUCUCCUCCUCUCACUUUAACCUUCGACUCCGACUUAGAAGAUGACGUCUUCGCUCCGAGAUCCGAUCGAACCAACGAUUUAUUCUCCACAAGGAACCUAGAUAUCUUCGGCUACGGUUCUCCAAGAACUCCUGCCGGAGCUCUCUUGAGUCCUCGACGAGAGAGGACUUUCACUUUCUCGUUGACGAGUGAGAAGCAUUGGAGGGAUAAGGGAGGGACAGAUGUUGCUGAUGGUGUUGAUGAUGCGGAUGGGGAAAGCCUUGAUGAGACGGAUGCACCAUCAGAGAAGACGGAAGAAUCUGAAGGUUCGAUAUUCUCUUCAAUCAUUCCGGCCAAACUUUCCGGUUCCAUUUGUACCGCUGUGCUGUUCAUGCUGGGUUGGAAGCUGUUCUCGACCAAACGGUGA